This is a messenger RNA of Morchella sextelata, 2211 nucleotides long. RefSeq lists its product as uncharacterized. The transcript has 4 exons. NCBI's taxonomy places the organism in Eukaryota, Fungi, Ascomycota, Pezizomycetes, Pezizales, Morchellaceae. Gene Ontology annotation, cellular component: mitochondrial envelope. The record is from RefSeq and is a predicted model, not a curated record. Gene Ontology annotation, biological process: tetrahydrofolate biosynthetic process. The coding region runs from base 1 to 2211 and encodes 736 amino acids. Gene Ontology annotation, molecular function: dihydroneopterin aldolase activity; dihydropteroate synthase activity; 2-amino-4-hydroxy-6-hydroxymethyldihydropteridine diphosphokinase activity.
AUGCGCGAGGCUCCCUCUUCAGAGGAAGGGAAUGAUUUGAUCUUUGUCCGCUCUUUGAACUUAAAAGCGACUACCGGGGUUGACUUUUGGAAACGCCCUCGACCACAGCCUAUCCUACUCUCCAUAUGGCUUAAGAGCUCAGUUGCGCUUGCUGGGUCAACGGACCACUUGCCGUACAGCAUCAAUUACGGGACCGUUGCAAAAUCUGUUUCGGCCCUCGUGGAGGACAACAAUUUUCACUCCCUCGAACACCUCGUCGAGAAGGUUGCUCGACUAGCAUUGAGUCCAGUGCUAAACGGAGAAUGGGUCAAGGUUGUAGUGGAGAAACCUAGAGCACUUCUCAGGGCUGAUGCGGCCGGAAUUUCAAUAACACGCAAAAAAGAGGCAGAUGGCUCGGUAGUUGUAGAAGGCGAGGAUAAGGUCUUCGUAAAGAACCUGAGGCUUGUUACAAUCAUCGGUGUCAACUCAUACGAACGCCUGGAGAAGCAAAAUGUGGUCAUUAACCUGACCAUGCACAAACCAAACGAGUCCAAGAAAUCAGCCAAUCUCGAGUCAGAACAAUUGGCCAGCGGAGAAACCCAGGCUGGAAAGUUUGACCCUAGCUACGACUUCCGCACUGUUGCGCAGCAUAUUACAGAACACAUUGAGGCUUCGGAUUACAAGACAGUCGAGGCCUUCGUCACAGCGAUUGCCCGCGAGGCCUGCGUCAAAUGUGGUGUAUCGAAGAUUACGGUUCAGGCCGAGAAGCCUAGCGCCUUGACUUUCGCCGACUGUCCCGGCGUCGAGAUCACAAGAGAAAGAUCCUUCUUUAACCUUGAGGAAUUCUCUAGCGUUGGUGAAGGCAAACACGAUGUUUUUCUCGCUAUAGGAAGCAACGUUGGCGACCGCUUUAAAGCUGUCAAGGGCUCAUUGGUCGAACUUGAGAAGAGAGGAAUUACUGUCAAAAGAACAAGCAAUCUUUAUCAGAGCGCGCCUAUGUAUGUUCUAGAUCAGCCAACGUUUCUGAAUGGGGUGAUCCAGGUAGAAACUACUCUAUCUCCUCAUGAUCUGCUGAGGACAGUCAAAGAGAUUGAAGAUACCCUAGGCAGAGUAAAGGUCGUCGAGAAAGGACCACGCUCAAUCGAUCUAGACAUUCUUCUAUACGAUGAUCUGACGCUGAAUACCGAGGACCUGAUAAUUCCACAUGCAGCCAUGUUGGAACGAGAAUUCGUUCUCCGUCCCCUCUGCGAUAUCGCUCCCGAGCGGGCCCACCCCCUAACUUCCACGGCAUUUAAGCACCACCUCUCUGCGCUGCCCCCCGCGCCACUCAACACCCCCCCUCUCCGCACCUUUAUGUCUCUCUCACCUCACCUGCCUCCCCUCGAUCCCUCAAAUCCCCACCGCCCCACCCUUCUCAUGGCCGUGCUCAACCUCACCCCAGACUCCUUCUCCGAUGGCGGCAAGCAUCUCCACUCAUCCCUCAUCACAACCACGAACGCUUUUAUCGCCUCUGGUGCCUCCAUUAUCGACAUCGGCGGCCAAUCCACCCGCCCAGGUGCACAGGAUGUCGGCGCCGACGAGGAGAUCCGCCGUGUGAUCCCAGCUAUCAAGGCAAUCCGUGCUGCAGGUAUCACUGUCCCGAUCAGCAUCGACACAUACCGUGCCUCUGUCGCCAAGGCGGCUGUAGAAGCAGGCGCAGACAUCAUCAAUGACAUCUCUUCGGGCCGUCUUGACCCAGACAUGUUUGCGACUGUUGCGCAGCUUGGCGUGCCCAUCUGCAUCAUGCACAUGCGCGGCACACCAGUGACAAUGAAUCAGCACACGUCCUAUCCCGACGGGGUGAUCGCAACUAUUGCGUCAGAGCUUGCUGAGCGCGUUCGGGCCGCCGAGGAGGCUGGUAUCAGGAGAUGGAACAUCAUCCUUGAUCCGGGCCUAGGGUUCGCAAAGACCAUGGCUGGGAACCUCGAGGUGAUCCGGAACCUGGGGCAGCUGACAAGGUGGGGUGGGGACCUAAAUGGAAUGCCGUGGCUGUUGGGGCCGAGCCGGAAGAGGUUUGUGGGAACGAUCACGGGCGUCGAGAUGGCGGGAGAGCGACAAUGGGGGACAGCGGGUGCUGUGGCCGCGUGUGUGUGCGGCGGGGCCGACAUUGUUAGGGUCCAUGAUGUGGACGAGAUGAAGAAGGUCGUGGACAUGGCGGUGGCCAUCUGGAGGAGUUCUUUAACGGAUGUUUAG